This is a messenger RNA of Metopolophium dirhodum (rose-grain aphid), 808 nucleotides long. RefSeq names its product peptidyl-prolyl cis-trans isomerase Fkbp12 (gene Fkbp12). The record is from RefSeq and is a predicted model, not a curated record. Gene Ontology annotation, molecular function: peptidyl-prolyl cis-trans isomerase activity. The transcript is spliced from 4 exons. NCBI's taxonomy places the organism in Eukaryota, Metazoa, Arthropoda, Insecta, Hemiptera, Aphididae. Bases 158 to 484 code for a protein of 108 amino acids.
UAAUACUUGGGCACGUCUUGGCCAAUGGCUAUGGUACCACCUCUCCACUCCUCCCUCCGAUCACUUCUUCGUUGUCGUCGCGGAUAACGCGUGUGCGCCGUAUAUUUUUUAAUUUUUUGCUUUAUUUGAAAACCGCCAACACUAAUCCAAACCAACGAUGGGUGUCGACGUCACAUUCCUAGCCGAAGGAGACGGUGCCACUUUCCCGAAACGAGGCCAGACCGUCACCGUGCACUACACAGGUACAUUGACUGAUGGCAAGAAAUUUGAUUCGUCACGCGACCGUAAUAAGCCUUUCAAGUUCAAGAUUGGAAAGGGAGAAGUUAUCAAAGGUUGGGAUGAAGGAGUUGCCCAGAUGAGUAUUGGUUCUCGUGCUAAGCUGACAUGUACUCCAGAUUAUGCCUAUGGAGCCCUGGGACAUCCUGGUGUCAUUCCGCCAAAUGCUACUUUAAUUUUUGAUGUUGAACUCAUCAAAUGCGAAUAAAAAUGUACACAACACAUGCUAUUAUUACUUCUUAUAAUAUACUUAAAUAAAAAAAUGCACCUUCAAGACUGACCAAUAUGUUUUGCCCAUCGAACAACUUCAUUGCUAAAUACUAUCGUGUAUUAUUGUUUAGAAAAAUAUUAUCUUAACAGAUUUACUACUUAAUUGCCAAAAUUAUAUAUAAGUUGUUUCUAAUUGUCAAUAUGAAUAAUCUAUUUAUUAGAAUAAAUAUUACAAUCCGAUAAAUAUAUAUCUUUUUUUUCUUUUUAAUCAAACAUUUAUAAUAGGAAACAACGAUCAAUAAACAAAAUGUCUAUACAUAUA